AUGGCUUCCUCGAAUACCGAUGCGGGCCCGCCAUCGUGCAAGGUGGUCCUCGCGCGCAACAUCGCCGAUGGCCUGCUUAACGAAGUCCGGGAGGGCCUGAAGUCGCUGGAGAAAGGGCCUCACUUGGUGGGCUUUUUGGCAAACAAUGACCCGGCCGCGCGCAUGUAUGCAGAGUGGACUGAAAAGACCUGUCAGGAAAAUGGCUUUCGUUACACCCUUCGAGAGGUCUCGCGGGACGAGAUCGAAGACGCGAUCCUUGCUGCGAAUGCCGACGACGACGUGGACGGCAUUAUCGUAUACUAUCCGAUCUUCAACAACCGACAAGACCAAUACCUCCAGCAGAUUGUGGACGUGUCGAAAGAUGUGGAAGGCCUCAGCCACCGCUACGUCUUCAAUAUGUACCAGAAUAUCCGCUUCCUAGACCCGGAGACUAAGCGACAGAAAUCGAUCCUGCCUUGCACUCCGCUUGCGAUCGUCAAGAUCCUUGAGUAUCUGCAGAUCUAUAACACGAUAUUACCGUAUGGAAACCGCCUGUUUGGACACACCAUCUGUGUCGUGAACCGGUCAGAAGUCGUCGGUAGACCGCUCGCGGCACUCCUGGCAAACGACGGUGCCUGCGUUUACAGCGUUGAUGUUACUGGUGUGCAGAAGUUCACCCGAGGCGAAGGCAUCAGGAAGCGGAGGCAUGAGGUCGAGGAUAUGGAAGGCUGGACGCUCAAAGAUGCGGCGCCCCUGUGUGACGUGGUUAUCACUGGCGUGCCUGGAGAGUCGUUCAAAUUCGACACGAGUCUUCUAAGACCGGGGGCUGUCUGUAUCAACUUUUCUAGUGAGAAGAACUUCCCACCCGAAGUCAAGGAAAGAGCAUCUAUCUACGUUCCUUCGAUCGGAAAGGUCACGAUUUCUGUCCUUCUGCGAAACCUCCUGAGACUCAUACAAAAUAAAAGACUGGACGAUGUCAAGCCAGCCGCAGCAGUAGAGAAACCCGGCACCCUUGAGGCUCGUGAAGCAUGA
Messenger RNA from Rasamsonia emersonii CBS 393.64, 1011 nucleotides. Its product is annotated as Methylenetetrahydrofolate dehydrogenase (NAD(+)). Gene Ontology annotation, biological process: purine nucleobase biosynthetic process. Gene Ontology annotation, molecular function: methylenetetrahydrofolate dehydrogenase (NADP+) activity; methylenetetrahydrofolate dehydrogenase (NAD+) activity. Gene Ontology annotation, cellular component: cytosol. Bases 1 to 1011 code for a protein of 336 amino acids. Lineage: Eukaryota; Fungi; Ascomycota; Eurotiomycetes; Eurotiales; Trichocomaceae. The transcript has 4 exons. The record is from RefSeq and is a predicted model, not a curated record.